AUGGAUAGGAUCUUUGGAAAGAAGAAAGCAGCUGCACCUGCGCCUACGUUAUCAGAUGCGAUAGCAGCGACAGAUGGGCGUGCGGCGGCCAUAGAGAAGAAGAUCAAUUCUCUCGAUGCCGAAUUGCUAAAGUAUAAAAAGCAGAUGGCGAGUAUGAGGGAAGGUGCCGGUAAAAACCAGGUGAAGCAGCGGGCCAUGCGAGUGUUGAAACAAAAAAAACU
Messenger RNA from Sphaeroforma arctica JP610, 221 nucleotides. RefSeq lists its product as hypothetical. The transcript has a single exon. NCBI's taxonomy places the organism in Eukaryota, Ichthyosporea, Ichthyophonida. The annotation marks the transcript as partial. The record is from RefSeq and is a predicted model, not a curated record.